UAAACUCUUAUGAGUGUAUUUAAACUGUACUUCUGCAUGAGCAUUCUUCAGUCUCGGUGCUGCUACACUGAAUGUGACUUUCAUCAUGUACCUGAUUCAAGGCAUCAUCCUGCUGCUGCUCAGCAUCAGUCUAGUUCAGAGUCAUUCCAUAAAGGCAUUGGCUGAUGUGACCUCUGAGGAGACUGAUAACAGCAUCGACCAGGAUUAUUUCUCUGUAUCUGCCAGAAUUGAAAGAGCCAACAAAAAUGCUGGAAAGCCAAAGGGUGAAUUCACCAUUACACAUGGUGACAUAGCCGAGUACACUGAGCUCCAGAAUGCAGAUCCAUGCACUUCUCGUAGGUGCAAAUGGCCCAGGGGCAGUGACGGAAAGGUUAAGGUGCCCUUCACCAUUUCCACGGAAUAUUCAUCCUCUGAAAUAAGUGUUAUCCAGCGUGGGCUGGCCUCCUUCCAAAAUUCAACUUGUAUCCAAUUCAUACCUCGCACCAAUGAAGAAGACUUCAUUAAUAUAAUCUCAGACUCUGGGUGCUACUCUUUCGUGGGUCGCAGGGGUAGAAGACAAGUUGUGUCCCUACAACGCAAUGGCUGCGUUUUCCAUGAGAUCAUCCAACAUGAGCUUCUCCAUGCUCUGGGCUUUCAUCAUGAGCAGACUCGUAGUGACCGUGACAAUCAUGUCAGAAUCCUCUUGGAAAAUGUUAUACCUGGACAAGAGUCCAAUUUUGACAUAGUCAACACCAACAAUUUGGACACUCCAUAUGACUACAAUUCUGUCAUGCACUAUUCAAGGUUUGCUUUCUCCAGGAACAGGCGGCCAACCAUCAUCCCUAUACCAGAUAAUAAUGUUCCCAUUGGACGUGCCACUGAGAUGAGCCCCAAUGACAUUCUACGUGUCAACAGGCUCUACUGCAGUUAAAUGAGUCAUUCCUAACAUCACCAGUGUAUUUCAAACACUUCUAAAAUGCUUUGAAAAAACUGUUUGCGAUAAGAUUGAAAAUACUCUACUCUUGAUGUAGUCUGCUACCCCCCCAUCCCCCCCCAACCCACCCACCCACCCACCCACCCCUUUAAAUUUCAGCAGCCAUCUCAGCACAAUUUGCUUAGAGUUUAUAGUAGCAUUUGAUGGAUUCUGCUUUUCUACUUUUCAAUUUUUACAUGCAGUGCUCACUUUGAGAUACAUCUCACAACAACAAUGAUGGAUACAAGCUGUUGUUUUUGUUUGGAUGAAAAUGCAUUUGGAAUCCCUUAGAAAUUAUGUCUCUCAAACAUCUAUGAAUAAAGAUAAUGUGGCUGGUGAGUGUGGUUUUGGUCCAAGUGCAUUUGACAGAACCAAGAGAAAUUUGUACAAUCCUUCUUAUUCAUUGAGAUGUUAGGUGCUUGAUUGAAGUCAUGGUAAGUUAGCAGUUGAAAAUGUAACUCUAAAGAGAAAUCCAGGAAGUAGCUGCGAUUUUUGCAAUGUAUCUGGCAUUUUUAUUUAUUUGGGUCUCCUUUCAAGCAAUGUUAGCUUCAUUCUAGCUAGGUGUUUAUUCACUUUUGAUGUAAUAUUUUCCCUAAUGCAGUUUUGUAUCACCUAUAUCUAACUAACAAUGUAAGGCAAUGACUUUAAUAAAUAAACAGCCUACUUCAUCA
Messenger RNA from Ictalurus punctatus (channel catfish), 1623 nucleotides. Its product is annotated as high choriolytic enzyme 1. The transcript is spliced from 8 exons. Bases 86 to 910 code for a protein of 274 amino acids. Gene Ontology annotation, molecular function: metalloendopeptidase activity; zinc ion binding. Lineage: Eukaryota; Metazoa; Chordata; Actinopteri; Siluriformes; Ictaluridae. Gene Ontology annotation, biological process: proteolysis. The record is from RefSeq and is a predicted model, not a curated record.